GCACAUACUUCUCGCGAGAUUUAGCGGCAUUAAGACAAGUCAGUAUUCAAAUCCUCGUAACACUGUCCAAAUUGACGACAACAAAAUUGACAACUCUUUAAUUAUUUGAAUUAUAAACCUUAGAUUUGGACAUGGAAGGUUUAAUUAUAACACGACUUUUGUAAUGUAAUAAAAAGUACCUUUUUUAUUCCUCUAAUAGAUAGCAGAGAGGCUAGCUGUUUGCUAGCAUGCGGCAACUGCAGAGUGAAUGCUAAAGGUACAACGUGGAUAAGAAUUAGUGUUUUAAAAAGAUAAAAGCCACAUUUUUAUAAAGAUGAAGUGUCACUAUGAUAUUUUGGGUGUUAAACGAGACGCAGGAGACGACGAUCUGAAGAAAGCGUAUCGAAAAUUAGCCUUAAAAUGGCAUCCAGAUAAAAACUUGGACAACGCAGAAGAAGCAGCGGAACAGUUUAAGCUGAUUCAGGCCGCUUAUGACGUUCUGAGUGAUCCUCAGGAGAGGGCUUGGUAUGACAAUCACAGGGACGCUCUGCUGAAGGGAGGACUGAGUGGGGAUUAUGAGGACGACAGCAUUGACCUGUUGCAGUACUUUACUGUCACCUGCUACUCUGGAUACGGAGAUGAUGAAAAGGGCUUCUACACCGUCUACAGGAAUCUUUUUGAGUCCAUUGUUAAGAAAGAGCUGGAGCACCGUAGGAUGGAAAACGAGGAAGAGGAAGAGGAGUUUCCUUCGUUUGGAGACUCUCAGAGUGAUUAUGAUACAGUGGUCCACGAGUUUUACGCCCACUGGCAGAGCUUCUGCACUCGUAAGAACUUUGCUUGGAAAGAGGAAUAUGACACGAGGCAGGCGACCAACCGAUGGGAGAAAAGGGCCAUGGAGAAGGAGAACAAGAAGACCAGAGACAAGGCCAGGAAGGAGCGAAAUGACCUGGUGCGGCAGCUGGCUGCCUUCGUCCGCAAGCGGGACCGCCGAGUGCAGGCCCACAGGAAGCUGCUGGAAGAGCAGAACGCCGAGAAGAUCAAGAAGGUGGAGGAGCUGAGGCGGCAGCAGAAGCUCAAACAGGCCAAACUGGCUGAGGAGUACAAGGAGCAGAGCUGGGCGGCCAUGUCUGAACUGGAGAAGGAGCUCCAGCAGAUCGAAGCGGAGUACGGGGAGGAGUUUGGAGAUGUGUCUGAAAGUGAGGAAGAUGAGGUGGACAUGCAGGAGAACAUUGGAGAUGGCGGAGGAAGAGACACAGAGCAGCUAAACGGCAGCGACCUGCUGCUGGACGAUUACGAUGAUCUGUACUGCCCGGCCUGUGAUAAAUCCUUCAAAUCGGAUAAAGCAAUGAAGAACCAUGAAAAGUCCAAAAAGCACAGAGAGAUUGUGGUGCUGCUGCGGCAACAGCUGGAGGAAGAGGAGGACUCGCUGGCUUUGAACGGCGACGGGAGCAAGGACGCAGGAAACGAGAACGAGCUGGAAGAGGGGGAGGAAGAAAAGCAGAGACAAAGGCUUUCAAAAAAACAAAAGAGGAAAAAGAAGCAGCAGAAAGUAGCGGAGAAAAACCCUCUGGAGGAGGAGGACGGAGAGAAGGAGGAGGAGGAGGAGGAAGAGAAAUCUACCUCCUGCAAGGAAGAUGCCGCUGAGAAAUGGGCUGACGCUGCAGAGCCAGAGACACCGGAUAACCUCUCUCCCACCGAGGUCAAGGGCAGCUCUGGUAAAACAAAGGGAAAAAAGGGCGGCGGUAAAGAGAAAACGAGGAAUGCAAAGUCCCAAAAUGCUGAUGAGGUUUCUGAGAAAGAAGUAAACCUCCGCUGUGUCACCUGCAACUAUGAGUUUGCCACUAGAAACAAGCUGUUCGAUCACCUGAAGUCGAGCGGCCAUGCCACCGCACUGUCCUCAAAUGUUCUACAGAGCUCCGCCAGCAAGAGCAAGAAAGACAAGAAGAAGAACAGAUAACGCAAUAAUAAAAAUACACUGAGGUGUUCGGAAACACCAAACCUAAAGACUGAGCACAUGUACCUUUUUAAAAGGUUAGAAUAAUAACCAAUUUUACCACGGUCGAUGUAAAAGAGUUUGACUAUUUAAAAAAAAAAAAAUGUUUUUUUUAUUGUAAAUGAUCAAUGUCUCCACCGAGUUCUGCUGAUCAGAAAGCUCGAGGUUGUGCUGCAUCUGUGCAGGUAUUGAAAGAUGAGAUAAGAUAGGUAGAUAUAAUAGAUAAAUGGUAUUUUAUUUUUCAUUCCCAAAAGAAAUUUAAAAAUUGCCCAGAUGCUUUUGUCAGCAACACUUUCACAAUUAAAACACAAUAAACCAUAAAA
This is a messenger RNA of Oryzias latipes (Japanese medaka), 2295 nucleotides long. RefSeq names its product DnaJ heat shock protein family (Hsp40) member C21 (gene dnajc21). Lineage: Eukaryota; Metazoa; Chordata; Actinopteri; Beloniformes; Adrianichthyidae. The record is from RefSeq and is a predicted model, not a curated record. Gene Ontology annotation, molecular function: zinc ion binding; nucleic acid binding. Gene Ontology annotation, cellular component: cytoplasm.